This is a messenger RNA of Rangifer tarandus platyrhynchus (Svalbard reindeer), 321 nucleotides long. Lineage: Eukaryota; Metazoa; Chordata; Mammalia; Artiodactyla; Cervidae. The record is from the annotation of a GenBank genome assembly.
AUGUACAUUUGGAAAAACUUAAGCUCUAUAAAUUUGUGUGUAAAUUAUUCCUCAAUAAAAUUUUCUUUAAAAAGUGCUUUCAUUGACAUUAUUCUGUUUGUUCUCCGCAACAGCCUGAGAGAGGAAUGCAGUGAAAAUUCUCCCCAUUUCAUGUUUCAGAAGCCCAACGUUCAGAUAAAAAAUUCUAUGAGUUGCCUGAGAUCUCACAACUGGGAUGAAAUUCAGCCUUUUACUCUUGUUCCAUUUUUUCUAUUACAUGUACUACUUAGUGGUUUCAGCUGCACCAUGAAACAGGGUAUAAGUUGGUUCUUUUAUAAAUAA